AAAUUCGUAUGUUUGUUGUUUGAAUGAAGAUGAGAUCAAUAAUGAAUCUUUUACCACGUGAACCCCUUAUUUUAAUGAUUUGACUCCCACCAGACCACCACCGAGGCUCUCUGGCAGACAUUUUGAGCCCUUGAAUUACCCACAAAUCCUUGCUACGUGACGUUAAAAAACGGGAUAAUGAGCAUGGAGGCGAAAAAAAUGUAAACAAAGAGUACGGCAUGUGUGUUCAGAAUGUCACAUUAAAUUAUAUACAUUUAAAACAUUAAGGAUUAAAGACGAAGGGCAAAAAACAUGAAAUCUGACAAAAUGUAUUCAUGAAGUAAUUUUACAAAAAGAUAAAACACUAUUUAAAAUGACUUAACUUCUGAGGAAAGAGCCUGAAAGACGUUCAAAUCAGAGAGUAAAACGUAUGACAUCAUUUCACGGAGGGGUCAGAGGGACAUGGCGCCGUAGAGUACCAGAGAGCAGCGGAGCACUGAGAUUCCCCAGCUUCGCGAGGGUCCCUGAAGUAGGUGAAAACUUGGUCAACAAGCCGCCAGUUGAGCAGCUUUCGGCUUCAUCCCGGGACGACUUCUGCUUCUCCGAGACUGAGGACCGGGUUCACCGCCCCGUCGUGUCUCCAUCUUGUCCCCGAAGAGACGGUAGAGUCGGGAUGCGUGUUUCUAUUGUGUGGAGGAGAAGCACAAGAAGCUCCAUGUGCGCAGAUUAACGGACUCUAACAAAAGACCCGCGCGCUGCUCGCCCCCCCCCCCCCUCCCCCAGCGCUUUCCGCGUGGGACUCCGGUUCUCCCGGGACACCGGACUCUGGUUAGUUCCGCCCCGGUCUGGCUCUCUAGUCCAGUUCAUUUUGACCCGGUUUCCCUAGUUUUAUUUCCACAAGAUGCCCCUGCUCCACCGGAGAGCCUUCGUCCGGCAGAGACCUCCAGCGGACCUGCGCCCGGACGAGGAGGUCUUCCUCUGCAAGAUCACCCACGAGAUCUUCAGAAGCUACGAUGAGUUCUUCGAGAGGACCAUCCUGUGUAACAGCCUGGUGUGGAGCUGCUCACUGACGGGCCGGACCGGGCUCACCUACCUGGAGGCCACAGACAGCGAGCGGCGGGCCCGGCUGAGCCUGCAGAGCUUCUCUGUGUCUCUGCUCCACCCGCUACUCCACCUGGCCGCACACAGCCGCUGCUGCAGGCUGACGGAGCUCUGCGAGGUCGUCUAUGCCUUUGUCAAGGACCGCUUCUUCCCUGGGGAGACGGUGGACGUGGUGGGACGCAACGGGGCGAGACAUGUGUGUGAGAUCCUGCAGGUCCUCUCUCCUCACUCCAGUGCUAAUGGUCGCUCUAAACCAUCCGGCGGCGACGCCAUCGUCAUCAGCGACAGCGACGAGGAGAGCGAAGCCUUCCAGAGUCCCACAGUCAACGGCAGGAAGAAGAGGAAGAAGAAGCCUUUGAGUCCGUCAGUUUUUAAAUACAUGGUGAGGAUGAUGAAGGCGGAACACUCGGAGCCGUUCACUGUGAAAGCCAAUCACAUCAGUCGCAGGAAGACCAGCGUCUCCAAAGAGAGGCUGAAGCUUCUGUUCAAGCAGCACUGUGAACCUCAGAACGGGACCAUCGUCCUCAAGUCCUCCACUGUGACAAAGUACCGGCUGUCUGAACAAUCCUUCUCUCAGUUCUUCCCUGAUGAGCCCCCCCUCUUCCCCUUCAGCCCUCCCGCUAAGGGUGGGCGUGGCUCACCUGGACAGGCCAGCUCGUCCCUCAGCAAGGCCGCAGAAGAGAAGCUGAAGCUUCUGCAACAGAAAGACGACAUGGCAGCUGCAGCGAAGGACCGAGUGCGUCUAAAGAAGGAGAAGGAGGACGUGCAGGAGGCCAGGAGGAGGGAGAGGGAGGACCGGGAGAGAACCAAGGAGGACCAGAGAAAGAGGUUUGAGGAGGAGAAACUGAAGAGGAGGGAGGAGAAGGAGCGCAGGAAGCUGGAGAAGGACAGGGAGCGAGAGAAGCUGAAAGAGGAGAAGAAGAAGUAUGCAGAGCGCCUGAAGCUGUGGAGCAAACCCAGAGAGGACAUGGAGUGUGAGGACCUGAGGGAGCUGCCCAGUCCCGUCCCAGUGAGGACCCGUCUGCCCCCCCACCUCUUUGGAGAAGCUCUGAUGGUUCUGGAGUUCCUGCGGGCCUUCGGCGAGGUCCUCGCCCUGAAGGACGAGUUCCCCGAGGGAGUCUCUCUGGAGGUUCUGGAGGAGGCCCUGGUGGGUUCUGAUCCUGAAGGUCCUCUGUGCGAGUUGCUGUUCUUCUUCCUGUCGGCCAUCUUUCAGGCUCUGGACGAAGAGCAGGAGGACGUAGCUAAAGAGCAGGCUGAAGACCUCCCGGAGGCUCUGGAUGAUGACCACGAUGCCACCCAGUCGGCGCUCAGUGCGGUCGCCUCAUUGGCUGCCUCGUGGCCUCAGCUGCACCAGGGUUGCGGUCUGAAGCAGCUGGAUCUGGACAGCUGCACACUGUCCGAGAUCCUGCGGCUGCACAUCCUGGCGUCUGGUGCCGGCUGUUACCAUGGCAACGCCAAGUUCCGCUACCAGAAGCAGGGCGGGUUCACCUUGAUGGACGACCCGUGUGUGGAGCUGCGAUUGGCCGAGCCCUUGCUGCUGAAGAGACUGACCAGCACCUCUGUGUACGACCUGACUCCAGAGGAGAAGCUGAGGAUCCUGAAGGCUCUGAUGGGGAAGCUGCUGACGUUGGCCUCCAGCAGAGACCUAAUCGAGGACUGCGUGGAGGAUCAAAGAUCUGCUAAACAGGAGCUGAGAGAAAUCCGAUCCGAACAACACCGCAGAGACCGAGAGGAGGCUGCACUCAGGGUCCGUCUCCGUAAGGAGGAGAAGCUGAGGGAGCAGGAGACUAGGAUGAAGGAGAAGGAGGAGAGACUGAAGGAGCAGGAAAUUAAGGGAGGACUCUGCACCAACAGUGAGGCUCCUGUAAAACAUUUAAUUGAGGAAGACGAGGAGCAAAAGUCUUCAUUCAACAAGAUAACGGCAGACGUCAACCAGAUAGACAAUCAGCCGACCUCUGACCCCAAACCCCUGCCCUGCCCCCCCACUCUGCUAAGUGCCAAGGAGCAGGAGAAGGUUCGAGAGCUGCAACAGCGGAUCCAGAAGGCUGCGUCCUGCACCUGCCUGCUGCCGCUGGGUCGAGACCGCCUGUACCGCCGGUACUGGCUCCUCCCCUCGGCCUCCACCCUGUUUGUAGAGGAGGACGGCUUCGGCCUGACGGAAGACAUGCUGCGUCCACGGCCCAGACCCGCACAGGACGCCCCUGCCACGGUGGAGGAGGAGCUUUCCCAGGGGAGUGCUGGCACAAGCCCCACCCCCUUCAGCACCUGUGGGCCUCCAGUCAAAUGUCUCAACCAAUGGUUCUUCUACACCUCGAUGGAGGAGGUGGAUCUUCUGAUUGAGGCUCUGAACCCCAGAGGUCACCGAGAGAGCGGCCUGAGGGAGGCACUGCUGCAGGAGAGAGACAAACUGACCCACCUGAUGCAGAGCUGUGACAGGACCAAGUACAGUUCCACAGAUGAUCUGGAGUGCCGAUCUGUCCCAGAAUGGACUUCUGCAGCUGAGCACGUGAUGGAGGGGAGACUGAGAGACUUGUUGCUGGACAUUGAAGACCGAAUCCACCAGGGAACCUUGGGGACCCUGAAGGUGAUGGACAGGCGGGUGUGGCGCUCAGCACUGGGGGCAGGAAACUAUGAGCUGCUGUGUUCUGACGGAAGGAUGAACGCACGAGUGGAUCCUACGGAGGUGGACUCACCUGUCCACCUGAGAGUCAGAGACAGACUCCAGGAGCUGAGGUCUGACAGCGGAUCGGUGGCAGCGAGCAGCGGGGGCGGGACUCCUCAGCUGGUCAGCAGCUCGGUGCGAAUCCUUGCCCAGGCGCUCUCUCACAUUGAGCAAGGCAUCGAGAGGCGCUUCAUCAAAGCUCCGCUGGGAGACGAAGACUCAAAGAAAGAUCCGAAGCCCAAGAAGAACAAAAGGAAAGACGAGGACCAGGCCAGUGAUGACGGCAGUGACAGCGGUCGGGUCAUUAAGACGGUGUUGGAGCGAUGGAGAGAGUCCCUGCAGAUUUGCACAAGUCUGUCUCAGGUGUUUGUCCACCUGUCCAGUCUAGAGAGAAGUGUCCUCUGGUCUCGCUCCGUCCUCAAUGCUCGCUGUCGCAUCUGCAGACGCAAAGGAGACGCCGACAACAUGCUGCUGUGUGACAGCUGUGAUCGAGGACACCACACCCACUGCCUGAGACCCCGCCUCAAGGCGGUUCCAGAAGGGGACUGGUUCUGUCCGGACUGUCGACCUAAACAGAGAUCAAGCCGCCUCCCGUCCCGUCAGCGCUCUUCUAUUGAUGAAGACGAGGAAGAGCCAGAAGAGGAGGAAGAGGAGGAAGACGAGGAGGAGGAGGAGGAGGAGGAGGAAGAAGAGGAGGAGUCAGAGGAAGAAGAGGAGGAAGAGGAGGAGGAGGAAGAACCAGUAGUUGUCAGAACCAAGAAAAACCUGUUCCUGCCCACUAAAGGCAAAGGUCAACAGGCCACUGCCAAGAUCUGCACACCUACCUCGGCAGGGAAAAACGGAUCUGCCUCCAAGUCCUCAGGUAAGAAGGCCAACUCGUCUGCAGGUAAAGCUCCGGCCCGUUCUGGGAGUCGGCUCAGUGCUCGUCUGAGCCACGAGAUCUUGGCAACAAACACCAAAACCUCCUUGGCUCAGCCCGAGCCCCUCAAGAGGCAGCCGAAAGAGGUAGCUCCGCCUCCUAAACCCUCCAGACCCGUCCUUCCGCCCUCCUCCUCCUCCACCCGGCGCUCCUCCGGCAGGAACAAUGGCGUCCAUGAGCUGUCGGCCUGUGAGCAGCUGACUGUGGGGCUCGUCAGACAUGAGGACAGCUGGCCUUUCAUGAAGCUGGUGUCCAGGACUCAGGUGCCAGACUACUAUGACAUCGUCAAGAAGCCGAUCGCUCUCAGUACCAUCAGAGAAAAAGUCAACAACUGUGAAUAUCAGACAGCAGGGGAGUUUGUCUCCGACGUGGACCUGAUGUUCUCCAACUGUCUCCAGUAUAACCCUCGCCACACUAACGAGGCGAAGGCGGGACAUCGUCUGCAGCAGUUCUUCUACUCGGAGCUUAGCAGACUCGGCCUAUCGGAGCAAGGCGCCACUCCCCCGGCUAAGCGCUCCCGAUACUGAAUCAAACGCACCCUGUGACCUCCUGACCCCCUCCUUCCCUCCCCUCCCUCACACCUUGUGGUCUGCUAAAUUGCUGCUCUAUGACCUGAUGGAGCGCAGGAGUCAAAGGUUAAAACAAACGUUCUGAAGUUUUGUCGUCUUAGGGUUUAUGAAACGUUGAGCAGAUUUGACCUGCUGACCUUCAGGGUGUUUACUUCCUGUCCAUAUAUGUGGACAUGUAGCAACAUUCCAGUGGAGUUGGAGGACAAUGGAGACAGAUAGUUGGACACAGAUACGGUGGAGGACAGACCGUAAAGACAAUGGAGAAGGUAAAGAUAAUACAGGCAAUAGAGAAGGUAGGGACACAAGACAGACAAUGGAGAGAGACAAUAUAGACGGCAGGGACCAAGAAUAGAGCAAAUGGAGACAGGCAAUAGAGGCAAGUUCACACCAGCAUCAAAACAAUUUCCCAUCAGGCAUUUUGUUUUCUCUCAGGGACAAAAAUAAUUUAGAUUUAAAUGAGAAGUAUUUUUUUACCGAAGCAGAGCAUCAGCGGGCAACAAGGUCUCUUCAACGAGAUGUGAUUUUCAUUUAUGAAUAAAAGUGAAAUAAGUCAUCUGCAGCUGAAGGUCUGUCUCUCUCCUGUGUGUAAGGACUUAGUGUAGCAUAAAGACACCAGGUGUGAAAUGAAUAAGUGGAACUGUUCUUUUAGCAGGGUUUGUAGUUUGUUCUUCCUGCUUUGUUAAUGGGUUCUUCUUCUGUGGUGUUGGUGUAACUGCUGUGUCCGCCUCCCUGCUGUACACUACACUGGAGCCACUGCUGCCUAUUUAUUUAGUUCCUUGUUGGAUUUAUUUAUGACUGAUGGAAGCUUCCUGAUGCUCUUUGUUCUCAUGUAGAAAUAAACUGACUUUCAUAACGCAGGA
Gasterosteus aculeatus aculeatus (three-spined stickleback) is the source of this 6090-nucleotide messenger RNA. RefSeq names its product bromodomain adjacent to zinc finger domain, 1A (gene baz1a). The record is from RefSeq and is a predicted model, not a curated record. Gene Ontology annotation, biological process: regulation of heterochromatin formation; regulation of DNA-templated transcription; chromatin remodeling. Gene Ontology annotation, cellular component: nuclear chromosome; CHRAC. Lineage: Eukaryota; Metazoa; Chordata; Actinopteri; Perciformes; Gasterosteidae. Gene Ontology annotation, molecular function: DNA binding; protein binding.